Anopheles funestus (African malaria mosquito) is the source of this 2775-nucleotide messenger RNA. RefSeq lists its product as uncharacterized. The coding region runs from base 1190 to 1981 and encodes 263 amino acids. The transcript is spliced from 5 exons. The record is from RefSeq and is a predicted model, not a curated record. Lineage: Eukaryota; Metazoa; Arthropoda; Insecta; Diptera; Culicidae.
AUUGUUGCUUCCAAUCUUAUCGAAGCCUGUCUCGGCUACCUAAACACACACAAACGCCUAUGAGACAAAUUCUUGUAACCAUUUUGCAAAGCCUAAUGAAACUGUAAUCCAGUGCCCUGUCAUCAUUCAGUAAGCAACAAAUAUGUACUUCAAUUUAUGUAGUAAGGAAUGACCUAUAGAAAAAAAUGUUAAGGCAGAUAGGACGAUUAUUAUUUCAAAUGUAAAAUUCCUAUUUUUGGCGAAAAAUUAUAUGAAAUAUUGCAAUGUCGUAUGUAUUAUUGGAACAAACCGUGACGACUAAAAAUUACGAUAAUAUCAUCAAAAUAUCCCACCAAAAAAAUAAUGGCUGGUAGCCAUACUUCGUCAUAUGAUAAGCCCGAUACAUAAUAAAAAUAGAAAAUAUACACGUAAACGAAUUACUUCGUUUAUUGUACAAUACAUUUACCAUGGAUUUCGGGAUGGCUUAUUUGUUGCUUUUUAAUUUUGUUGUGUUUUUAUAUAAAACGAACUUGUCAUAAAAUCUGUAACAUAUAUUAUUCAAAAACAUAUUAUUAUGUAAGAUAUUGUUUUUGUAAAAAAUCCAACACAUUUUUAUGAUCUUUUGAAGAGCAAUUUUUGUUUGCUUUAUAUAAAUGUUGAAAAUGUUGAGUCCAUAACUUAGUAAAAAAAAACGUUUCACAGCUUGGCUCUUUGAUGCAACAUCUGCGCAUGUUGUAGAUUUUCAAACCGCGUGCACCUUGUUAUCAAUGAGGAGAACGAGAUGGAUCAUACUACGGGUCGAUAGGGUUGUAAAUUUUCGGUUUUUCCUAUAUAUACCAAGGCUGAUGUCGCGAGAAGCUCGCAGUAGCUCCCGGUACAUUACCACGAUUACUCGCUUUUGCCAGGGAUAUUUCACCCUUUGUCUGGUGAUAUGUGCAGUGCUUUAAACGGUCAAAAUUGGUUUGUUUUGUGUUCAAGUGUUAAAACAUUCAGGUAUAGCUCAAGUGAACAGUGAUUUAUUUAGUCCAUUUUAUACCAGUGAAUCAAAAUACGUAGUGGGAAUUUAAAAAUAACUGCCCAUGAUUAUGUUGCUUAAUUUUCUUAAAUUGAGUUAUUGUUGUCUAAAAAUUGUUCCACGAUCGGAUUAAGAUUAACUGUACGAAAGUUUAUUGUGGUUUUAUUUCUGUACGCGAACUCGGUAAAAAGUAUCAUGGCUCACAAUUGCCGCCUUGGGUCAAGACUUCGUGCAUCAGUAGCAAUAAUUGUACUCAUAUCUAUAUGUUUAAAACAAGUGCAAGGAUCUUGUCUAAGUUACGGACAUUCAUGUUGGGGAGCACACGGUAAACGGGCGGGUCCACCGGGACGUACGGCUUCUGGUGAUGCUGUACAGUUUCAACCACAGCCGCUGCUGGACCAAUCCAACUCACUCCCUGCUGCUUUAACUGGCGCGGAACGGUGGGCUUUGGUCAAAGUUCUCCCAGAAAAGAACGCGUAUUAUCCAUUUAGCAAACUGAUAUAUUCACCACCGGUUGCGGCAGCGGGUUCGUUUUUAUUCAACGACGGUUUAGGCUCAUCUGGACCAGAUUCUUUGAGAGUUGGAAUGGAGUCAAGCAACAGUGCCGAAGGAAGAUUGCCUGAAAUCAGCAAUGACUCCAAAACGCUAUCAUCAACAGAACAGGAUGUAGUACUUGGAGAUGAUCGAUUAAUAUCGGCAGUUACCUCUCCGAACAUGCGUCGCAGGGAUCAUCGGCAUAAGAAAAAACCGCAACCAAUGGCUAUACAUCCUCGAUAUGGUGGACACGACGAUGCAUUUGACGAGAACAUGAGUGUUGCCCGAAUCCUUGCGCCAAACGAUGACGAUGUAAGUCAAAUGUUGCUGCUUAAUGCAGCCGUGGCCGCUGCAGAGACUAUGUCCGACAAUGACGUUUCCGCUGCAAAUGCACGGUUCAAUCGAAAGCUGUUCAACGGAAACACGAAAAACCCGAUCCUACUAAACGCAUAAUUUAUCGAAAUGUUAUCGAAUUAAUUACAUUCAAACAGACGCAACACCAUGCAGUGUCUGGGAUUCAAGAGCAAUGAGCUAAAGUUCAGUUUCGGUUACGACAUUUGAACAGUACAUUCUGCUAAUUAUUAAUAGUUUCAACAACAUAAUUAUUUGGCAUUACUUCCCGGUUAAUCGUCAUACCAGGCUGUUUGUGCGAUGCAAACUCUUAAACUACGAAGUACUGUACUGUGUCACACGCAAUUCAAAGCGUAUACUUUUAUGCCCUUGGAUUAGACGUAAGCCCUUAAUCGGGUGCUAUCGUUGAACUUUAUCGCCUGUUUUACCAUCCCUCGCAUCGCUUCACGUGCUCAUAUUUUACGCACAUGAGUCACUGGGAAGACGCCAGUAUUACAGUGGAAAUGACGAUCUCAUCACCAGUGGAUAGAUAUUGCCAAACUUUACUUCUGUUUGCGCUGGGGCUGGGAAUUUGGCAAUGUUCAUCAAUGGCUGGAUUGGUGAUAGAUAUUCAUUUUACUUGCAUAAUGUAUUACAGAGACAAUUAUGAAAUAAUUCGAAAAUGUGAAGCACCAGAGCCCGAUAACAGAGGCCACCUAUAACCUCUAUGUUUGUGUCGUUCAUGGGGAUGGUUUACGAAGGAACCGUGUUUUCCCGUGCAUAAUUCGGGAGCUGUUAAUCCAACAUAAAUCCUCACAAACAUACACUCAAUUUGUAUAUACACAUCUUAGUCAAUAAGCAGGGAUUAUAGAGAGUCAGAUAUAAAUGUAAAAAAAUAUACUUCAAGUUUAAAAUUA